Molecule: messenger RNA, 1016 nt
Organism: Telopea speciosissima
Lineage: Eukaryota; Viridiplantae; Streptophyta; Magnoliopsida; Proteales; Proteaceae
Product: proactivator polypeptide-like 1
Exons: 6
Coding region: 5-739 (244 amino acids)
Biological process (GO): lipid metabolic process
Source: RefSeq, a predicted model, not a curated record
UUUGAUGGUAGCGACAGUAGAAACAUGCAUUAUGGGGGUGAGAGUAUGGCUUCUGUUUCUCCUUGUACUGGGCAUCAUUUGGGCUUGUGUGGAUGCUAGGACCUUACUGAUCUCUGAUCUUUCAGUUCUGCAAAUAAGCUAUAAGGAGCCCAAAAGUGAGAUUCAAGCUUCCACAGUUGCAACAACAAAUGAAAGAGUCUGCACAUUGUGUGAACAGUUCACUACCCAGGCAUUAGAGUACCUUGGUGAUAACAAGACCCAGACACAGAUCAUCAAGGACCUUCAUCUUGCCUGUCAUAAAUUGCACUCCUUCAAGCAGCAGUGCAUCACAUUGGUGGAUUACUAUACGCCGCUUUUCUUCAUGGAGCUUGACACAAUCCAACCUGAGGACUUCUGCUGGAAAAUGAAUCUUUAUGACCAGAUAUUAAUUGCUUCUCCAGAACAGAAUGGUUGUACUCUGUGUCAUCAUGCUGUUGCGGAAAUUCUGAUUAAGUUGAAAGAUCCUGACACACAGUUAGAGAUAAUCGAGAUGCUUCUAAAGGGAUGUGAUUCAGUGGAGAACCAUGUGAAAGAGUGCAAAAAACUGGUUUUUGAUCAUGGGCCUCUAUUGAUGGACAAUGCAGUGCAGUUCCUAGAACUUACAGACAUCUGCAGUGCUCUCCAUGCAUGUAAACCUUCAGCCACUGUGGUUGGACAUGAAUCUUCUGAUGCUGAAAUAUCCAAACUGUCUCAAACUUAAAGUUGAAAGCCGAAAUUGGCCGGAAUGACAGGGAAUAUCUCUUAUUGAGAAGAGAAAGCCAUAGCAUUUGCCUAUCACAGACAGAGUAUGCUUUCUUCCUUCCUUCCAAAUAUUUAAUAAUUGUAAAGUUUACACUUUUCAAAUGGAAGAUUUAUUUGAAAGUGUUUGUGCAAGUAAGUUAGUUCAUUUGAUCUGUAAAUGUUUGUACGAUUUGACAAUCAGGAGAUUUGCCUUUUUAUUGGAUGGUGUCACGUAUAUGUAUUUUCCUUCUAUGUUA